Molecule: messenger RNA, 393 nt
Organism: Bicyclus anynana (squinting bush brown)
Lineage: Eukaryota; Metazoa; Arthropoda; Insecta; Lepidoptera; Nymphalidae
Product: platelet glycoprotein Ib alpha chain-like
Exons: 2
Coding region: 1-393 (130 amino acids)
Source: RefSeq, a predicted model, not a curated record
AUGAGAACUACAACAACUAGAACAACACCUGAACUACCUGGAACAAUAGGCCCUGCUACGACUCCAGGUAGAAAUCCACCUGGACAACCUUCAACAAUAAGAACUACAACUACAACUACAACUAGAAUAACAAUUUCAACACCUAAACCACCUGGAACAAUGGGCACUACUACUACUACAAGUAGAACACCACCUUUAAUACCUGAACGCCCUUCAACAAUAAGAAAUACAACUGCAAAUAGAAUACCACCUUCAACACCUAAACCACCUGGAACAUUAGGCACUACCACAAAACUUUCCAGCUUUAAAGAGCGGGUGAAGUUUUAUAAUGUUACGGGUGAGGGCUGUGAGAUAUUCAGACGUAUAUCUUCCGAGCACUUCAUAUACGCGUAA